Molecule: messenger RNA, 5125 nt
Organism: Aspergillus pseudotamarii
Lineage: Eukaryota; Fungi; Ascomycota; Eurotiomycetes; Eurotiales; Aspergillaceae
Product: kinesin-3 motor protein uncA
Exons: 2
Coding region: 132-5069 (1645 amino acids)
Biological process (GO): microtubule-based movement; cytoskeleton-dependent intracellular transport
Cellular component (GO): microtubule; kinesin complex
Molecular function (GO): ATP hydrolysis activity; microtubule binding; microtubule motor activity
Source: RefSeq, a predicted model, not a curated record
CUCGAGGCGUUCGCGACUCGUGUCCUUUGAUUGCUUCCGCUUGCGCUACCUUUCUUCUUUUUCUCCUCCGAGAAACAACACUUUAGCAGGCGGUAGAUAACUGCUCCAGAGUGUAUGGGGGAUUGGUCAUAAUGGCUCCAGGAGGUGGUGGAAAUAUCAAGGUGGUGGUGAGAGUACGGCCGUUUAAUAGCAGAGAAAACGAUAGAGGGGCACAAUGUAUCGUUCAGAUGAAAGAAAACCAGACCGUACUCAUCCCGCCACCGGGUGCCGUUGAUAAACUACGAAAAGCUGGUGGUGGGAAGGGUGCCGUAGAGGGACCAAAGACAUUCGCCUUUGACCGAUCGUAUUGGUCUUUCGAUAAAAAUGCCCCAAAUUAUGCGGGUCAGGACAAUCUCUUCGAUGACUUAGGCAUACCACUUCUAGAUAAUGCUUUUCAGGGUUACAAUAAUUGCAUUUUCGCGUACGGUCAGACUGGUUCUGGAAAGUCCUAUUCUAUGAUGGGAUACGGCAAAGAAUACGGUGUAAUCCCUAGGAUUUGCCAGUCCAUGUUCGAGCGCAUUACUGAGAUUCAACAAGACAAGAAUCUCGGCUGCACAGUGGAAGUUUCCUAUUUGGAGAUCUACAACGAAAGAGUUCGCGACCUUCUCAACCCGUCGAACAAAGGAAAUCUCAAAGUGCGUGAGCAUCCGUCGACUGGCCCCUAUGUCGAAGACCUUGCCAAGCUGGCAGUACGCUCGUUUGAAGAGAUCGAGAACUUGAUGGACGAAGGUAACAAAGCCAGAACUGUCGCCGCCACGAAUAUGAACGAAACGUCUAGUCGAUCCCAUGCGGUUUUCACGCUUACCCUUACACAAAAACGCCAUGAUGCGGAGACAUCGAUGGAUACGGAGAAAGUGUCGAGGAUUAGUUUAGUCGACCUCGCAGGAUCAGAAAGAGCAACAUCUACCGGAGCAACUGGUGCUCGGUUGAAGGAGGGCGCGGAGAUCAAUCGUUCACUUUCAACACUUGGACGCGUGAUUGCUGCACUCGCAGACGUAGCUUCUGGCAAAAAGAAAAACGCCUCUAUGGUUCCUUACCGUGAUUCCGUCCUCACAUGGCUGCUGAAGGACUCCUUAGGAGGCAACUCCAUGACGGCUAUGAUUGCCGCAAUUUCACCGGCAGAUAUCAAUUUUGAAGAGACACUCAGUACCCUACGAUAUGCCGACUCCGCCAAACGAAUUAAGAACCAUGCUGUUGUAAAUGAAGAUCCAAAUGCGCGGAUGAUCAGAGAGUUGAAGGAAGAGCUGGCACAACUUAGGGCCAAACUUGGAGGUGGUGUAGCCCCGGGGGCGGCCGGCGGCGCGGCGGCAGCAACAGCCGGCGGAGUACCCCCUGAGGAGUAUUAUCCUCCAGAUACACCCUUGGAGAAGCAAGUUGUCUCUAUCCAGAAACCCGAUGGGUCUGUCACCAAAGUUAGCAAAGCAGAGAUCGUUGAGCAGCUUAAUCAAAGCGAAAAGCUCUACAAAGACCUGAAUCAAACUUGGGAAGAAAAGUUGGUAAAAACCGAACAGAUUCACAAAGAACGCGAGGCUGCUUUGGAAGAGCUAGGUAUCAGUAUCGAAAAGGGGUUUAUUGGCUUAAGUACACCAAAGAAGAUGCCUCACUUGGUCAAUCUUAGCGAUGAUCCACUGCUUGCUGAGUGCCUCGUCUAUAAUAUCAAACCAGGAACUACCAUGGUUGGAAACAUGGAUCAAGGGAGUCAUGUGGAGAUCCGGUUGAACGGUUCUAAAAUUCUCGCUAACCAUUGUAAAUUUGAAAAUGUGGAUAACGUCGUUACUAUUGUACCAGGCGAAGGUGCCGCGGUUAUGGUGAAUGGCCUUCGCAUUGACAAGCCUAAACGAUUGAAAAGUGGAUUCCGAGUUAUCCUAGGUGACUUCCAUAUAUUUCGUUUCAACCACCCUCAAGAAGCGCGUGCUGAGAGGGUAGAGCAGAGUUUGCUCCGUCACUCUGUCACCACAAGUCAGCUUGGCUCACCUGCCCCGAGUAAAACUCACGAUCGAACAUUGAGCAAGGGAGGCUCAGAAGUUGACGGCGAUUCCAGUAGAGCUGAUUCUCCCAUGCCCUCACAGCGCGGGCGUGAAUCGGAAUGGCUUCAUGCUCGUCGAGAAGCCGUCAGUGCUGUGUUAGGUCCGGAUCACAUAUCUCAUAUGCCGGAUGAUGAGUUGGAUGCCCUUUUCGAGGAUGUGCAAAAAGUACGGGCAACACGCCGUGCGCUAGUUGAGCACGAAGAGGAUUCCGAUUCUCUUAGUUCAUUUCCGGUUCGGGAUAAAUACAUGUCGAAUGGCACCAUCGACAACUUUUCUCUUGACACUGCCAUAACGAUGCCUGGAACCCCUCGUCCUGCGGACGAGGAUGAGGGCCAAAACGGAGGGGAUACGGCGUUACAGUCCGUACGUCAGGACAUGCAACGUCAGUUAGACCAGCAAAAGGAAGCGUACCAAGAGAAACUAAGAAAUGCCGAAGUGUCCUCUGGUCAAGGCGUUGAAGAUAUUCGGUCCGAAAAGGCACGGAUGGAAGAAGCUCUUCGCGCAGCGAAAGAGGAAUUUGAAGAGCAACUAAGGAAACAAAAGGAGGCUUUUGAGUCUCACAUAAAGGACAUGGGCCAACCGCUUCCGAAAAUAUAUGAAAAUGGUUUUGCAAAGUUGGAUCCAAGGGAACUCGAGAUUGCAAGAGAUGUCUUUCUCCAUUGGUCGCAGCAGAACUACGUUCGUAUGGCGGAGAGAGUCUUGCAGCAUGCUUCCUUGUUGAAGGAGGCCCAAGUAAUGAGCCAUAUCAUGGAUAAGAAUAUUGUCUUCCAAUUUGCGGUCAUUGAUCAUGGGCAUAACAUGGCGUCAUCCUAUGAUCUCGUUCUGAACGGGAUUUCAGGGGACGAAGAUAUUGUGCUCGACGAGGCUAAAAAGCCUUGCAUUGCAAUCCGUGUGAUCGACUUUAAACAAUGCGUUAUCCAUCUCUGGUCUAUCGAGAAACUUCAACGCCGCCUUCAAGCUAUGCGCCAGCUACACCAGUAUAUUGACCGCCCGGACUACAUACAACACUUCAAGCUUGAAAAUCCUUUCUCUGAACCUUGUUCUCCGCAGUAUUCUCUGGUGGGCGACGCCGAUAUUCCGCUCACAGCAGUCUUUGAGACUCGCGUCCAAGACUUUUCGGUUGAAGUUAUUUCACCUUAUACCCAGAAUGUUAUCGGUAUAAUAAGAUUGUCCCUUGAACCGUCUUCAGCUCAAGCGCCCUCGUCAACUCUCAAAUUCAACGUUGUCAUGCGUGAUAUGGUAGGGUUCGCUGAAUGGGAAGGAACUGAUGUUCAUGCGCAACUUUUCGUACCGGGCAUAUCUGAGGAAGGGGGCGCAACAACGACCCAAAUGAUAAAUGGUUUUGAUGAAUCCCCAGUUCGGUUUGAAAGCGUCCACAGCAUGAGUUUACCGCUUUCUAGCCCGCGUUCGGCAGCCUUGAAAGUUUGCGUUUACGCGCGUGUAACUCAGAUGCACCUUGACAAACUUCUCAGUUGGGAUGAUAUGCGAGACUCAGCAGAGCCGCCCCCACAGAAACGCAAGACCCCUCGUAUUCCGGAGUCAGAGUUUUAUUCGGAGGAGAGACAUGACGUAUUUGCGAGGACUCAGUUGCUUGAGUUGGCUGAAACAGGCGAUUACCUCCCUGUGGAAGUAGUACAGAGUAAUAAUCUUGAUGCAGGCACAUACCAGCUCCAUCAAGGCCUCCAACGUCGGAUCAUGAUUAACCUUACUUACAGUUCAACCGAGAGCCUACCCUGGGAUGACCUUAUCAAUAUUCGUGUGGGCUCUGUGCGGUUGCUUGAUCCGUGGGGCAAGAUUCCUGACCAGGAUCUUCAGACUCCCGACGUUCCGUUGAAAUUCGUGCAAGAGCCAGUACGGAAAGACAAUGCAGAUGGAACAUCCAAUGUCACUAUCAUUGGCCAAUGGGACUCCAGCUUGCAUGGCUCUCUUCUCCUAGACCGGGUUACUGCGGAUAAGUAUCGUGUACAGGUGACUGUUAGGUGGGAACUUAUCUCGUCACGGCUACAGGACAGUGUUCCGUUCGAGAUGGAUCUGACCCUUCAGAUCCAAGGCCGCACAUAUGUGCGUCCCCAGUCCAUGUUCAAACAGUUUUUCAACUCGACUCGAAUCGUGCAUUCAACGGUCCGCAUGUUUUCAUUAGCUGUUCGACCCGUCUCCGCAAAGCGAGCGGCUGAUCUGUGGCGCAUGAACACGCAAAAUGAUUAUGUGAAGGGAGAGGAGCUCUUGACGACUUGGUCUCCACGGAAAGUCUCGCUUGUGCGGGACUACGUGGCGGCCCGCAAGCGAAGGCGUCGGAUUGCCGAGCUGAACGCCGCCAAAGGGGCCCUCAGUGCCCACUGUCUUGCACCGUCAACCCCGCGGAGCGGGAGGUCGACUCCUCUUCGGAAACUGGAGCUUACCGAUCGCAAGACCAAACUUCUCCAAAAGUACGUUGAACUUUGGGCCACAAAAACUGAUCCCAUCGAGACCAUCCUUGUCCGAAGCAAUACAGAACCCCCUGCAGGAGGGGCAGCUUUCGCCUCUCGCGCCAGGCAAACAUCUUCGGGUGACGAUUCGAGUUCUGUCUCUGAAGAGGUGCCGCUCAAGCCACGAUUCGUUGCGACUAUCCAGACCCUUCCUAAGAAUACAUCUUCCUUGAAAUCCGGAUAUCUGCUGACGCCCGACGACGCCUACAGUCAUUGGGUGCGGCGUUUUGUUGAGCUUCGUCGCCCAUAUCUUCAUAUUUAUUCCGCUGAAGGGGAUGAGAUAAAUGCUAUUAACCUGCGCAAUUCGCGGGUCGACCAUGCACCUGAUUUUGCGCGGUUGCUUGAUGGUCCAGGUGGGGGAGCUGACCAAGGCGCGUCGCCCAAGGGCCGUCCCAACGUAUUCGCGGUAUAUGGGUCUCAGAACACCUUCCUCUUCGCUGCCCGGACCGAGGCUCAAAAGGUCGAAUGGAUUCUGAAGAUUGAUGAAAGUUACUUCAGCAACAAUGCACCCAAGGCGGUGGGUAACCGCUCUAGAUGAUAAACGUCGCCUUUGUAUUCAUAUGAUGUCUUGACACGUUGGACGAUCUCUGCGGC